AUGGAGUUCGGCUCACCCAGCUACGACGGUGAGAUGCUGCAAUUUGACGAUCAGCGUCUGGGGGAAGAAGAUGGUGGGGACGGAGAAGAUGAGAAAUCGGGGGAAGAUGGAGAAGAUGGGCCGCUGUACGAAGAAGAGGAGCAGCGCUACGUGGACUUGAAAGUCGAGGUCGUCGACCAGCCAACUGGGUCUGCGCUUGCUUUCCCCAAUGUUGGAUGGGGCGGCGGCGGCUGCGGCGGCUGCGGCGGCUGCGGCGGCUGCGGCGACGGCGAGGGAUCGGCGGCGGGAGAAGGAGCCGGUGUAGAGGAGCAGCAGGAGCCUCAAUUGGGCAUGGAGUUCGACUCACUCGAGUCGGCCAGUGCUUUCUACUUCAACUACGCGCAGAGCCUGGGCUUCCGUGUUCGUGCCAGCAGAUUCAGAACCUCCAGACGAGAUGAAUCCAUCAUCAUGCGGCGAUUUGUAUGCUACAAAGAGGGGUUCUACCUGAAGAGGGAAAAGAAGAUGGCCGAUUCCAAGGAGAGGCGGAAGAGGGGCUCCAUUAGAGAGGGCUGCCAAGCCAUGUUCGAGGUCGUGAGGAAGGGCCCCGACAGAUGGGUCGCCGCCAAGCUCUUCAAGGACCACUCUCACGCCUUCACCGGCGCCGCCGUCAGGGAGCUCAAGCCCAGGAAGAAGAAGGUGGAGCCGGUGGAUUUCCCGGUCGAUGCCGUGACCCAGCUUGGAAGAGGAUCUUGCGACGACGAUCCCAAGCGGCAGGAUUACUGGGGCGGAGGAGGGGAGGCCUUCAAUCUCUUGGAGUAUCUCAAGAGGAUGCAGGCCAAGAACCCUGGUUUCUUCUACUCCCUGCAGGUGGACGAGCAGAGUAAUCUGGUGACCAACGUCUUCUGGGCAGACGCAAGGGCGCGGGCGGCCUACGGCUACUUCGGAGAUGCCGUCGCCUUCGAUACGACCUACAGGAAGAGCAAGCAGAUGAUGCCGUUCAUCUCUUUCACAGGGGUGAAUCAUCACCUUCAACCUCUGAUCUUCGGCUGCGGGAUAAUCUUCGAGGAGAGUGAGCCCUCCUUCUCUUGGCUGCUCGAAACCUUCUCAGUGGCCAUGCGCGGGCGAGCUCCCCUCUCACUGGUCACUGAGCCGGACGAGAAUCUGAGAGCGGCGGUGUUGCGGGUCUUCCCCACCACGCGGCAUCGGUUCUGCAAGCGGCGGAUCCUGCACAGGGCGAAGGAGGAGCUCCCGCAGCUGUGCUCGACGCCGGCGACCUGGCGGGCUUUCAAGGCCGAGGUGAGGCGCUGCAUCGACGAAUCUGAGACGGUGGAAGAUUUUGAAUCCUGCUGGGGAUCGAUCCUCGGCAGGUAUAAUCUGGGCGGCAGCUCGUGGAUCCAGUCGCUGUAUGAGCUCCGCGAGCAUUGGGCCGCUGCGUUCUUGAAGGACGCCUUCUUCGCGGAGAUGUCUCCUGCUCAGAGAUCCGAAACCAUGCACAAGUUCUUCCUCAGGAACUUCGAGACCAGAGCCUCCAUCCGGGACUUCCUUUGCAAAUUUGAUCAAGCCAUGGCGGGGCAGUUCGAGAAGGAGGUGCAGUCCGACUACGCCAAUCUCUGCUCGAGACCCGUGCUCAAGACCUCAAUGGAGAUGGAAAAACAGGCGGCCGAGAUGUACACGAAGACCAUUUUCGCCAUCUUCCAGGAAGAGCUCCUCCAGUCCUCCAGCGCCCUCCCCGCCGCUAAAUCGGAUGACGGCGUGAACUGGAAGUACGAUGUGGUUCACAGCAGUGAAGAUCCGGACAAGGUAUACAGAGUUGACUUAUGUUAUCCCGAGAAGAGGGCGAGCUGCAGCUGCCGCAAGUUUGACUUCUCCGGCAUCCUCUGUAGGCACAUCCUCUCUGUGUUCUCCAGCCUCCAUAUCUCGAAGCUCCCGGAAGAUUACUUCUUGCGGCGGUGGACGCGGGCCGCCAAGAGCGGCCCGACAUUGCUUGAAUCUAACAGCGCCCAUCUCCCCAUCGAUCGCCGGAAGGCUUUCAGCUGUCUGUGCCUGGAAAUGUUCAAGUAUGCCGAGGAGGGGGCAACAUCUUCAGCAGCUUACACCGCGGCGAAGGAUGCGCUGCGGAAUGCUUUUGCUGAAGUUGUUGCUGCAAAAAAGGGUUUCACUGGUUGA
This is a messenger RNA of Spirodela intermedia, 2145 nucleotides long. NCBI's taxonomy places the organism in Eukaryota, Viridiplantae, Streptophyta, Magnoliopsida, Alismatales, Araceae. The record is from the annotation of a GenBank genome assembly.